CGAGCCCAACCAGCUCUUGUUCCAGCCGACUUACCUCCCCUGACGCCCACAACAGCCAAACAUUUCCAACGAUUGGCGGGUCUUCAAGGUGUAAAAACCAAACAGUUCAAUACGGAUUACACAAUCUCUGAUGAGUUGGGCCGGGGCUCAUACGCCAUUGUGUACAAAUGCAUACACCGUACUAGCAGAAAAAUUUUCUCAGUC
This is a messenger RNA of Opisthorchis viverrini, 204 nucleotides long. RefSeq lists its product as hypothetical. The annotation marks the transcript as partial. Lineage: Eukaryota; Metazoa; Platyhelminthes; Trematoda; Opisthorchiida; Opisthorchiidae. The transcript has a single exon. The record is from RefSeq and is a predicted model, not a curated record.